Molecule: messenger RNA, 2048 nt
Organism: Gracilinanus agilis (Agile Gracile Mouse Opossum)
Lineage: Eukaryota; Metazoa; Chordata; Mammalia; Didelphimorphia; Didelphidae
Gene: LSM10
Product: LSM10, U7 small nuclear RNA associated
Exons: 3
Coding region: 771-1142 (123 amino acids)
Biological process (GO): mRNA 3'-end processing by stem-loop binding and cleavage
Cellular component (GO): nuclear body; cytoplasmic U snRNP body
Molecular function (GO): U7 snRNA binding; histone pre-mRNA DCP binding
Source: RefSeq, a predicted model, not a curated record
GGAGAAAGAGAAGAAAGAGGAGAAAGUGGAGGAGGGAAAGCACUCCAGGCAUGAGGUACAGUCCGGUAAGUGGGAAAUGCCCAAAGUUCGGAGAUGGGAGUCUGGUGCCUAGAAGAACAAUCAGGAAGCAAAAUCAGGCUUGAAAGAAAGUUCCUUCCACGGUACUGUGUACUAAAGUGCCAGAAGGGAUGACUCACUCUCUAACAGAAGUGACCAAGGAAAGAUUCCUAGCCCAAGCGGGUUUUAGAGCGCGUGCAUAUGGACGAUAGAAUAACAAGGCCCAGCAACCAAGAGCCGGGAUCCCAGCAGCUCCAACCCGCGUGCGCAGGAGUCGACCGGAAAGAGCGGAAGGAGGACCUGGAGCCGCGAAGCCUUCUGGGACUUGUAGUUUGCCCGCGGCGUUCGCGCGACUGGGUCACAUGGUCUUGCUUUUCCAUAGUCCCCGCCUCUGUAUAGCCCUGGAGGCUGAGUUUGAGGAGGCUGCGUUCGGCUUCUCCUUGGCCCCUGAGACCUCCUGGGCCUGAGAGAAAGAGAGAGAGAGAGAGAGAGAAAGAGAGAAGUGAAGGGCCUGGAGUGGCGACUGGAUUCUCUCUAAGGAUGGAGAAAGGAGACAUAGUCUUUGCCUCAGGGAGCUCCUAGGCUAACAGACAAAGCCAAACAGAUCAUAGAAGAAAGAACAGAUUAGUGAAUGCCAGAGGAUAAUGUCUGUUCAUUCCUGAACAACUGUGAGAAGUGGAGUGAAGUAUUAAAGCAUCCCCACCGUCUGCCAGAUGGAGGUCAGCCACUCAGUAAAGGAGCGCACUAUUGCCGAGAAUAGCCUGGUCAUCCUGUUGCAGGGCCUCCGGGGCCUGGUGACUACAGUGGACCUACGGGAUGAGACUGUGGCCCGUGGCCGAGUGGACAACGUGGAUGCCUUCAUGAACAUCCGCCUGGCUGAGGUCACCUACACAGACCGGCAGGGCCAGCAGGUCCAUCUCGAUGACCUCUUUGUGACUGGUCGCAAUGUCCGCUACGUCCACAUUCCUGACGAUGUAGAUAUCACUGCCACCAUUGAACAGCAACUUCAGGCCAUCCAUCGAGUGCGUAACUUUGGUAGUGAGGGUAAGGGCCGGAGGGAAUUUCCUGCCAGGAAGUACAAAUGAAAGACAUUCUCUCCUCACUCAGAUUCCUUCAGACUUUGCUUUAUAGCUUUAAAUGGGGGCUGCUGAACUGCUUUCUGACAGCCAGUUCUCCCCUAUUAGGAGGCAGACCACAAGAAGGACAAGCUCAUUCUGAAGCCACAUUUGCCUUUUACAAGUCUAGAGCUCAAUCCAGGUACCCAAAAUCUGAUAUAGCAGCAGUAGUCUUGGAUUAAAGACUCUCCCCUAUACUUCCUGGCAUUAGGACUUGGCUAACUGACCAACUGUACAUGUGGAGCUCCCAGAUUCUGUAUUAAAGGAUUAAUUUUAGCCAUUUUUAAUACUUUCCAAAAAUGAACGAAUGAUCUUUGCUGCUAAAUGUACUGGCCCAAGAGUCCUUUGUGAGCCCUCUCCGGUUCAAUUGUUUACUUUUCAAAUCAAACUUGGAUUCAAAUACAAGGGUUCUAGACUUUCUCUGACCCCCAUGGCUCCAUUAGUCGGUCAGUAUUGUGCAGAAUUAAAGCGCUUAAAUCUAGUAGGGAAAGGAACUGUUUGUUUGUUUUUCCUUGAAUCUUAGAAUUCUAGAAUUAGAAGGAACCUGAAAGGUCAUCUAGUCAGAUUUUCCCCUAGUCCAGUUUUCAGCUGCAGCCUUGCAGACAGAGAGUCUAUUUGUGCCUAUUUGAACACUUCACUUUGUAAACCAGCAGGUUCCACUGUAAACCUGAAAUCUCUACAUAAAUGUGAGUUAAUAUUAUGAAUUUCUAUUCCAUUGUUGGACAACUUUUCUUAUUAGGAAGUUCUUCCUGAUGUUUUGCUAAAACUGACCUCCCCGCAACUUCCCAUCACUUUAAGUUCUGCUCUUGGGUCCUAGAAACAUCUGUGCCAUUUCUUCUCCACAUGCCAGCCUUUCAAAUAAGAGAAGACAGUGAU